Messenger RNA from Ectocarpus siliculosus, 2253 nucleotides. Lineage: Eukaryota; Phaeophyceae; Ectocarpales; Ectocarpaceae. The record is from the annotation of a GenBank genome assembly.
AUGACAUCAAGCACAGGCACCGGCGGUGCCGACGCCGACGACAGAUCUGGUGGAAACGGCGAACGAAAGCGGCGGCACCCGGCAGCGGGGACGGGGGACCAGGGACAGCCGCCGCUGGGCGGGCGAGGGGCGUGUCGGGCGACGGCCCCGUCGAUCGCGCCGGCGGUCAAGAGGACGGAGGAAGCGGAGGAGGCUUCCGAGCGGGAUAACGCCAAGCGCAUCCUGAGGACCCUGGCGACACACCUGUGGCCGAGCAAGGAGCUCCAGGCGGACCACGUGAGCAUCAAGGCGCGGGUAGUGGGAUCACUGGCGCUGCUGCUGGGCGCCAAGCUCGUCACCAUUCAGGUACCCUUCAUCUUCAAAGGCUUGGUGGACACCCUGGGCGAGACGUCUCGGGUGGCGGCAGCGGCGGCGGCGGCGACCGGCGACGCUGUGGUCGCUGGCGGGGUGUCCCCCGAAGCAGCCGUCGCGGUCCCUGUGUCGAUGGUCCUGGGGUACGGGAUCGCGCGCAGCACCGCUUCGGGCGCGCAGGAGUUGAGGAACGUCGUCUUCGCGGUGGUUGCCCAGCGAGCGAUCCGACGAGUGGGUCGAGACGUUUUCGAGCACCUGCACGACCUGGGCUUGAAGUACCACCUCGAGAAGAACACGGGCACCGUUAGCAGAAUCAUAGACCGCGGUGGUCGGUCCAUCCAGUACACGUUGUCUGCGAUGCUGUUCAACGUGCUCCCUACAAUCGUCGAGAUCAGCUUGGUUUCGGGCAUCCUAGCGAGCCAGGCCUCCUGGAAGUACUCGGCCGUCUGCUGCUCUACCAUCGUGACGUACUCCGCCUACACCUUCGGCAUCACGCAGUGGAGGACCAAGUUUCGGAAGCAGAUGAUAGCCCAGGAGAACGAGGCUAGCGCAAAGGUGACCGACUCCCUAGUGAACUAUGAAACCGUCAAGUACUUCAACAACGAGGCCCACGAGGCGUCCCGCUACGAUGAGUCCCUCAAGGGUUUCCAGGAGGCGUCCGUCAAGACGCAGACCUCGCUCAGCAUGCUCAACGUGGGCCAGCACGUGAUCUUCAGCACCGGUCUCACGGCCAUCAUGGCCCUGGCCGCCUCCGACAUAGCGGCCGGGCACUCCACGGUGGGCGACCUUGUCCUGGUGAACGGCCUCCUCUUCCAGCUGGCUAUCCCCCUGGGCUUCGUCGGGAGCACGUACCGCGAGGUCCGGCAGGCGUUGAUCGAUAUGACGGCCAUGUUCAAGAUAUCCGACACGGUCCCCCAGGUGACCGACCGGGAAGGCGCGGCGGAGCUGGUCAACGCAGAUGUCGGGGGCAUCUCUUUCACAGACGUUCGCUUCGGCUACGGGCCCGACCGUGAGAUCCUCAAGGGACUCACGUUCGAGGUUCCUGCUGGCCAGACCGUGGCUAUCGUGGGGCACAGCGGCUGCGGCAAGUCAACCAUCAUGCGCCUCCUCUACCGCUUCUUUGACAUCAACUCCGGGAGCAUUAAGAUCGCCGGGCAAGACAUCAAGGAGGUGUCCCAAGCGAGCCUUCGGCGGGCGGUGGGAGUGGUUCCGCAGGACACAGUGCUGUUCAACGACACGAUCGGGUACAACAUCGCGUACGGCGACCUGUGCGCCGGGACGGAGGAGGUGGAGGAGGCCGCGAGAAAGGCGCAGCUCGACUCUUCCAUCGCCAGCAUGCCGCAGGACGGUGCCGCCCGCUACGCCCGUCGCCAGCACACCCGACCGCGGUACGCCUCCAUACCCUGGAGGCAUGUGCUUGACUUUGUUUCAGCACACGUUCUCUUUCUUUCUCGCCCCCUCAAGGGCUACGGCACCGUUGUCGGCGAGCGCGGCCUGAUGAUCUCGGGCGGAGAGAAGCAGCGCGUGGCAAUCGCGCGCGCCAUGCUCAAGAACGCCCCCAUCCUCCUCUGUGAUGAGCCUACCUCGUCUCUCGACACCAAGACGGAGACGGAAAUCAUGGGCCACCUCAAGACUCUGGGCCGCAACCGCACGAGCAUCAUCAUCGCGCACCGGCUGUCGACCGUGAAGGACGCGGACAAGAUCAUCGUGCUGGACCAAGGGAAGGUGGUGGAGGAGGGGAACCACGCCGAGCUCAUGGCAGAUACAGGUGGCAGGUACUUCGGGCUGUGGCAGGCACAGCGCGCUUGGGCUGCGGAGGAGUCGACCGCCGAAGACCGCGACGGUAGCAGCGGUGGUACUGACAACGAAAGCGGCGGGGGCGAUAGGUCAAGCCCGCCAUAG